UAUUUCAAGACUGUGUGUGUAAUGUGUGUAUGUACGUGCGUGCAUUAUUUAAUGGCCACCAUUACACGAAUGUUACUUUACAUUGCUACUGUUUUUUUUCCUUUUUAAUGGAACUAAUUAAAUCUGUGUUUGAGGAUCUGGUGGCUAAUGGUUUGCAUCAAAAUAGCUCCGUUCCGAACACGAGAAAAAUCCUAUUACCAAAUCUUCACGGUUUUGAGUUGUAGGUGUAGCUUCGGGUAUAACGUUGCCUUGACUGUCGCUGGAUUUGCAACGUUUGGAUGACGCUUUACUGAAUGUAAAUACUUAGUAUGGCCGCUUUAAAUGCAGUUGUUUGUGGUGUGGUGUCAGUUUAGUAAGCUGUAGCUUUGAAAGCUCGUUUCCUGUAUGCGGGAUCGUCGUUUUUCGUAAAAAUGUGAAGGAAACUGAAAAAGUGCGAGUAUUAUUACUGUUACAAAAUAAGAAUGUUAAACGUGUUCGUCGUACCCGUGAAAUUCUGUUUGGACGUGGGUUAACUCAUUAAUGCUUUGUUCCUCUUAUUUGUUAGACAUUGUCUUUCCUGUCUUGUGUCUUUCACACUCACGAAAAUGACGUUGGUCGUGAGUUCUGUAAUACCACGACAAAAUUAUUUUGCUUUAUUUCUUCUUUUCACCGGCGCUGUUGACACUUGAUUACCAUACUGUCCAGCAACUUUACUGUGUCUGCCUGAGAGUGAAUAGCCAGCAUGAAAACCAGAUCUAGUAGCAGAGGCAGAGGGGAAAGCUGUUCACUCAAGAGGACGAAUGAAUCAAGACGAAGUGCAUCAGACAUCAGUCAAAGUGCACAGCAUGGUAAUACAAAUUCCAACAGAAGUUUUAUAGGACUGACCAAAAACAGCAGGAAAAGAAGGCAUUCUGAUGUUACAUGUAGCAGUAAGAAGGCAGCGACUAACUACCAGGAAGAAUCCAAACAUGUCAGUAAGGAUGACCAGCUUGCAAAUGUUCUAAAUAAAACAGUGUCAGUGGUGCUAGAGCCAUUUGAUAUGGAGAAGCAUAUGCAGGCUAAGGUUGCAAAUAGCAAUAAAAAAAAAUGCAUCGGUAAUGACUCUGUCAGAGAUGUCAAAGUAACUGCUAAGAGUUCAGAUGGUUGCAACACAGAAAAUCAAUAGAACUCGACAACAGGAAGCAGACAAAGAUGUUAGCAGAAAUCCACUCAUCAUGAUGGCAAAGAACUACAUAAUAGUGAUCAGAAGAAUGUAGCAUCCCUCAGCUUGAGUGAUGAUGAUGGCCAGGGGUUGUUGGAGAGUUCAACCCAUCAGAGCAGAAGACAGUUGUGGGAUGCUUCCCACAAAAUGAGUUCAGAAUUUCUCCGAGAAUGCCGUAAAAUAUAUAAGAAGCCAGUUUGUACAUGUUGUGUAGGAAAAGAUAACAACAGUGGAAGUGAAAUAAGAGUUGCAAGUGAUGGCUUGAAGGCAAAACAUAACAAACACAUGGAGGAGAGCGUCAGAAAUAGUGAUGUAAAUAGAACAUCCAGUAGUACCCAAAAAAGAAAAAACUGUUGUGGAUGCUUCUCACAGCAAAGUAAAAGAUGCUGAUUAUCAGUAUGGAGGCAGACCACUAACUACAGAGCACGGCAGUACAAGUUCUGAAACUAUCACAACUCUCAAGAUGAUGAUAGAAGUAUUUAAAAAUGGCCAGUCAUCCAGAAACAGAGAGAUUAUUAACAGCCACCGUAGUAGGAGGUCGGUCACACCAACUUCAUGUUCUGUAGCCACAGCACCUUUGCAGAUGAGAGACAGUGCAGCUUCACAACCUGGUCAUGCACUUACCCACUUAGAAAUGGACCCAUACUUGCGUCGACGGUCAGCAUCAGCGCCUCCUCAGUUACAGUUGGGUGACACUUUUCGAAAAACUGUUGAUGUGUUCACACAUUUACUUCAGGAUGCGGCAACACAUCUGCAGAAAUGUGCUAAUGGAGUUGGUGAUACAUUAAGUGACCAUAAUUUUGAGAAUAUGGUAGCUGGUGUUUCUCACUUGGUGUCAAGCUGCACAUGCCAUUCACCCAUUAGGUGUUUACUAUAUAGCAUUCAUAUUAUGAAUGCAUUAAAAAGAAGACUGUCUACAGAAUUAAAUGUGAUUUUACUAUCGAGUGGUGAUGCAGUACAGCCAGCAGCAGCAGGCACGCAAUCAAAUGGGAAUUUAAUGGGAAGAUUCCAUCUAGAAGCAAGCAUCAAAGAUAAGACCAAUACAGAAGCCACUAUAGAAGGAGGUAGUAUAUCUGAAUCUGCACCUCAGUGUGAUGCCACAACAUUAACAAUGAAAUCCAGAAACAUAUUGUCGACUGCUGAGACCUGCAUAAGCACAUCACACAGCACUUGUCCCACUGAAGAGACAAACGACACACCAUCACCAGUAGGUAGCACUGAUAAUGCACAUAUUGAAGCAAGUAUCGGAGAAACAGCCCAACUGGAAGCAAACACAAAAGAGAGUACCAGCACAACAACAUGUAUUACAGAAGACAGUGUCUCAAAGUCAGCAUCAGAAUAUGGUGCAAUGUCGUCAUCAGUUGAGCCCAUAAUCAUGGUGUCAGCUGCUGGGACAUUUACUAGUACUAGUUCUUCACCCACUGGAGGAAAAGAAAUCCUGGACCUACAUGAAGUGGAUACUGUAGUUUCUCAUCAGAAUAAUGUAAAUGACAGAGUGGAUGAUAGAACAGGGUGUGCCAGCUCCAAGAGUAAUGUAAUGUGUGGGAGUGCAGAACGAGAACAAGAUGGUGAACGGAAUACUUUUGACUCCGUCUGUCUCUCUAUGGAAGAGAUUGAAAUAAAGGAAGAAGUUGAAACCUCAGAAAGUGACAGUGAAUCAGAGUUGUCUGAAAAACAGUACUCACAAAAUGGGACAGAAUCUGAUGCAGGUAGUUGUGGUCCUGAAGGGGAAGAGACAGACAGAGAUGAAAAUAUGGUUGAGGCUGAGUGUAACAUUGAUGAGGUCUCAGAUAUAAAUAACCACACGAAUGUAGUUUAUGAAGUAAGAACAUGCGAGAAUGGAGCCUGGCAUGUGCAGCGUAUACCGUCAUUUUAAAUGUACCUACUUUUUAUGAACAUUCUUUCAAUGCAGAAAAAGAUGUUUGCAGAAAUCCUCUCAUCAUAACAGCAAAGAACUGCGUCAUAGUGUUCAGAAAAAAGUAGCAUCCCUCAGCUUGAGUCAUGAUGGUGACCAGGGGUUGCUGAAGA
Messenger RNA from Schistocerca gregaria, 3208 nucleotides. RefSeq lists its product as uncharacterized. Bases 1644 to 3056 code for a protein of 470 amino acids. The transcript has 2 exons. The record is from RefSeq and is a predicted model, not a curated record. NCBI's taxonomy places the organism in Eukaryota, Metazoa, Arthropoda, Insecta, Orthoptera, Acrididae.